CGGUGUGAGGCGUGUGGGUCGGUGUCGCCGUGACGAGCGCUGUGGAGGCGCGGGUGGUCCCUGGGCAGCCCUGCGGUAGCGGUGGGGCUUCGGGCGCCGGCUGAGAGGAGAGACCGCCUCCCCCCGCUCCUCUUACAUUCAGAAGGCUUUAUUUUCAAGGAUAACACAGUGUGACGACAUGCUGCGAGGAAAGCAGGAGAGCCCUGUGGAUGGCGGUAAUGCGGAGGAACAGAAGAGGAGAAAGCUGAAUGCUGUCAGGCAAUGCCUUAAGAUUCUAGAAGAGGACAGCGCAGGACCAAGUUGCAGGAGUGACUUGAGUUGUAUCUCAAAAGAGUUGUGUGAUGUUGUGCACAAUGAAGAGACUAAUUUCUGGGGUUCCUCUUCUACAAAAACCAAAGCAGAUGUUAAACUCGGACUGUAUGAUGGCACCUCAGAAAGGGUAGCGAGGCCCUUCAGGUCUGUCACUGGAGAGAAGAAUGUUCAGCGCUUGGUUUCCUCAAGCAAUGGGCAGAAGUCUGAACUACUCGUUCCACCAGGAGACACGGAAAAUGAAACUAUAGAAGAUAUUGAUGAAGCUUUGUGGGCAGGCGUUUGUAAUCUCAGCUGCUUACAAGAUGCACAUGAGGUACUGAAACGCUUGGAAUUGGAGGUGAAGCAAGAAGGAGGCAAAGUUUCAGAAACUCUGGAUAGAAAACUUGAUGAACUUACUACUUGUAUCCUGUCAAGGAAAAGGAAACUGCAUGCAGAAUUAGUGAAGAGCAUGGACAACUACAGUGUUGGUAUUGCAACAGCUAAGCGAUACAUAGAAGAGAAGAAAAAAUGCUUGAUUGGUGCCAUUAGGAUCGCAAAGGAACUAAAAAUUACACCUUCUGUAAGAACAUACUGUGACCUGUCUCAGGUUAUUCGUGAUUUGACGUUUCCAAUUGAUACUGAGCUCUCAAAAGUGAAGAGUUUGAAGGAAAAAGCAGUUCCAAGAUUGUUCCUGAGCACAGAUGAGAUUAUUUCGUUCUUACGAAAUAUGGGGAAGAUUGAAUGGGAAACAUUGGUAUAUGAAGGUAAUGGACAGCGUGCUCUUGCCUUUGGUGACAGAGAAAAAAUGCCACGCUCAGAUAACCGGUUACCUGUAGAAAAUAUGGUUCCAGCACAUAAAAGAGAAAGUAAAGAAAAGGCUCUGGCUAAUAAACUUGGUAUUUGUGAAGGAGUGAAAAAGGUUAAGGAAUCACUUCCUGUGGUACCUCAUCAGAAUAUUCAUGCUGUAUCCAAGUCUCCAUCCAGUCCUGAUGUAAUAAUAGAAGAAAUAUAUGAAGAUAAUCUAGAAAGAUUUCCCACAGGAAAUCAUCAUGACAAACAGAGGAAGAAACUUUUCAAGAAGCAAGCAUACUCUGAGCACAGAGCUGGUUCAACAGAACUGGUGUUUGUAAGUCACGUUGUAAAUCCGUGCCACUUCUAUAUUCAGCGAUACUCACAGAGGAGAGAAGGUGCUUUUUUGGAGAUGAAAUUGAAUAAUUUCUGUUGUAAUAAAAGUUCGUAUUUCUUGGCUUCGGAUGUUUUGGAACCAGGCGUCAGAGCUUUUAUAAAGAGGAGGGAAACCGGAAUGUGGUGCCGUGGAACUGUCACUAAACUAAUUCCCAUAAAAGCUACUAACAAGCAGAAGACGGGUGGUCCAAUGAGAUGCAGAGUUUGUGAUAUCGCAGUGAUUGAAAUAUUUCUGAUCGAUUUUGGGAGUUCUGAAGUAUUUAAUUUCUCAAGAUAUGCUCCUGCUGAUCUCGCUGCUCUACAAACUAUGCAAACUGAUGACAUUUGCUUGCUUAUGAGGAAGCCUGAUCAACGUAUUGAGGCUGAACUUGCAGCCAUUCCUCCCUUAGCAGUACUGUGUUCAUUGAAAGAUAUUGUUCCUAAAAAUGCAAGUGAAGGCUGGGGAGAAGAAGCAAAGAAAAUAUUUCUAGGAAUGGUAAAUAAUAAAGCUGUUUUAAUGACGGUAUUUAGAGAAGAGGAUGGCAUUCUCUUUGUGGACUUAAGAAAACCUCCAUGUAAUAAAAUAUGCAGUGACAUGCCCACGUCUCUCAAGGAUACGUUGGUUUUUUUAGAUGUGGCAAGGUUUAAAUCACAUCUUCCCAACCACUUAGAGAAUAAUACGGUGUUGCAGUGUAGUGCACCUAAGAUGCCACAAGAAAGAGACGUGUUCUCUGUUACAGUUUGUCGUAUUAAUAGUCCAAGUGAUUUUUAUCUGCAAUUGGCAGGUAGUCAGGUGGGUUUAGCAUUUCCAGUGAAAACUGAAGAAAUACAAGAACAUUGGAAUAGCAAAGACAAGACAAUUGCUUGCCCAGUUGAAGGCCAAACUUGCAUUGCAAGACACAAAAGUGGCAACUGGUACAGAGCACAGAUCAUAGGGUUGCCACAUCCUGAAGCAGUUGUGGUAAAGUACAUUGACUUUGGCAGCAUUGCUAACGUACCUCUUAAAGACAUACGUGACACAGCAGAUGAGUUUCUGAGCUUUCCAGGAAAGAUGAUCAAGUGCAGGCUGGCUUACAUUGAACCUUGUGAAGCAGCAGGUGAAUGGAGCAAAGCAACAACAGGAAGGUUCAAAGAAAUGACUGAAGAUAAAUCUGUUUUGUGCUCAGUUGUUGAGAUGUUAGAUAAUAUUUUGUCUGUUGAACUUUUUGACUCCCGUGCUGCUUGUGGAAGAGGCUCAAGUAUUAACUGCCAGCUAGUCAGAGAAGACCUUGCAUCCUACAUACCGGGGUACAUUAAAGGUACUCCUGCAAGUUCCAAGGAAACGUGGGACAAUUCUCUGGAAGAAAUUCCUGAAAAACUGAGAGCUUUAAAUCCCGUAAACAUGAAAGCCCUGGAGAGUCAGGAUUUCAGAUCAUAUUCUAAGAAAGAGUUACAGGUGAUAAUUAGUCACGUUGUGUCUCCUAGUAAAAUUUUUAUCCAGUGGCUGUCAUCAGAAAGCAAACUGAAAAGUUUACAGGAGAAGAUGGAUGCCUUCUACACAGAAUCCCAGCCGCAGUCUGUGAAAUGGGAAAAUAAUAUGCACUGUGCUGUUUAUGUGCGUGAUUUGAAGCAGUGGUGUAGAGGACAGAUAAGCAGAAUUGUCUCUGAAACAACUGCUGAGGUACUACUCUAUGAUUCUGGAGCAGAAAAAACAGUGGAUAUCAGUUGUCUGAGAGAACUUCAGGAAGACAUGAAGAGAACUGAAACAUUAGCAAUAGAGUGUGCCUUAGCAGAUAUAAGACCAACAGGUGGAAGCAUGCAGUGGACAGCAACAGUGUGUGAAUGUAUCUCCUACUGCCUAACUGGGGCAGAAGCAAAAGUAGUGAUACAGGAAACCAUUGAGGGGAGCACAUUGCCUGUGAAAAUCCUUUGGAAGGAUGAGGCAGGACAACUGAUUGAUUUUUCAGAACACCUUAUUGAAAAGGGUUUGGCUUUUAGAAACACAAGAACUGAUAAAGCUGCUGUGGCUUAUACAGUCCCUGUGAAACAUCCUAAAGUACAUUUAGAGCAAGUGAACUCACAGCCGAGCACUUGUAACUCAGAACCUGCGUGUACAAGAAGCAGCUCUGAUGAACAGGAAGACAUUAAUGUUUCAAAGAAUGAACAGAAGUCCAGACUGCCUUUGGAAAUGAAUAAAACAUACAAACCCCCCAUUAUACCUGAAGAAAGAAACUUUCAGGCUGUAGUAAGUUGCGUUGGAAAUGAUGGAACUCUUUAUAUAAUACCAAAAUCAUCUGAAAGUGAACUAAAGAAAUUGAUGGUUGAAAUACAAAGUAACUUUAAGUGCCUUGGUCUUUUGGAACCCUAUUCUUGGAAAAAGGAAGAAGCUUGUGUUGUAAGAGGGUCAGAUAGCCUUUGGUAUCGAGGUAAAGUUGUAGAGCAUGGUGGUGGUACUCUGCAGGUACAGUAUGUAGACAGUGGUUGCAUAGAGAGGGUCCCUCAGUGCCACCUGCAUCCAACUACAUUGUAUACUUCUAUUCCUCCAUUUUGCAUACCAUGUCAACUCUACAAGACAACCCCAAUUGGAAGUUCUUGGCAGCAGGAUGCAGUGGAUCUCCUUCAAAAGCUACUUAGAAAUGAGGAGGUUGAAAUACAUGUUCAGGAGCUCCCUGAUAGUCCCUGGGGAAAACUGUCCAUCUGCCUGUAUUUCAGUGGAAUGUCAGUUUCUUCCUUCAUGGCAGACAAGAAGUACUGUGUUGUUGAUGACUGUCAGGAAAUAGCAAAGCAGGUGCUGGUGGAAGGACACACUCCUGUUUUGCCUUCAUACAAGUUGCCGCCGCUACCUGUUCAAGGAGAUAUCUUUCCUGUCAGGGUAACCCAUUUUGUGACCCCUAAGGAGGUAUAUAUCUGCCUUACUCCUUCUGAGAACCUUACCAAGCAGUCUGCCACAGAGGGAGAUGUCAGCUGUUUCUCAGAGUUGAAGACCCUUGAUGAAGCCCUGAAAUGGUGCAAUAAAUACGUGGAUAGUCUUCCCCUUCUCACAGACUUCAGAACAGAAAUGCCUUGCCUCGUAGAGUAUGAAGAUAGUUUAUGGUAUAGAGCGAAGCUCCAGUCUGUUGAAGAAACUGACACUGUUAAGAUCCUGGUUCAGUUUGUUGACUAUGGCAAUUUUUUAGUUGUCCCAACAAGCAAGUUGCGUCAGAUACCUCUUCAUUUGCUGAAGUAUCCUGUUCAGGCAGUACACGCCAUGUUGGCUGGCUUUAAGCCUUCAUUAUGUGAUACAAGUGUAGAAAGAAUUCCUUACUGCCCAGAAUGGAGUGUGAAAGCAUUGUGGACUAUGAUGGACUCUGCAGAAGGAAAACAGCUCUCUGCUUCCAUUCUUUCACUUUCACCAGAGGUCACGAUUUUCCUGUAUGGCGAAGAACAAAAACUGGUUCAUAUGAAGCUGAUAGAAAUGGGACUUGCAGAUUUGGACGAAUGAAAUUAUUUGUUCUCAAUGUCUGUGCCAGUGGUUCUCAGACUGUGUUCUCAUCUGUGAUUGUUUAUGAAUGUCCAUCCAGUCAAACAUGAAACACAGCAAAGAGAAGCUUUACAGUAUGCGUUGCCUACAGAGACGCUGAAGGACUGCUUUGUUCUGGUUUUUGGAGGGGUGGUU
Molecule: messenger RNA, 5089 nt
Organism: Tympanuchus pallidicinctus (lesser prairie-chicken)
Lineage: Eukaryota; Metazoa; Chordata; Aves; Galliformes; Phasianidae
Gene: RNF17
Product: ring finger protein 17
Exons: 38
Coding region: 179-4915 (1578 amino acids)
Source: RefSeq, a predicted model, not a curated record